This is a messenger RNA of Neohortaea acidophila, 756 nucleotides long. RefSeq lists its product as uncharacterized. NCBI's taxonomy places the organism in Eukaryota, Fungi, Ascomycota, Dothideomycetes, Mycosphaerellales, Teratosphaeriaceae. The transcript has 2 exons. Gene Ontology annotation, biological process: protein deubiquitination; ubiquitin-dependent protein catabolic process. Gene Ontology annotation, molecular function: cysteine-type deubiquitinase activity. Gene Ontology annotation, cellular component: cytoplasm. Bases 1 to 756 code for a protein of 251 amino acids. The record is from RefSeq and is a predicted model, not a curated record.
AUGACCGAGUGUCAAGCGCAGGGGCGCAAGCGAAAGCGCUUCAUUCCUCUUGAGAACAACCCCGAAGUCAUGACGAAGCUCCUCCACAGACUCGGCCUCUCUCCCGGCCUCCAAUUCCACGACGUCUGGAGCAUCGACGACCCCGACCUCCUCGCCUUCGUUCCCCGACCGGCCUACGCCUUGCUUCUUGUCUUUCCCGUAAGCGAUACCUACGAAAAGUUCAGGCACGAGGAGGACAAAGCGAAAGAAGUAUACACCGGCUCAGGAGACGGCGAGGAUGUGAUAUGGUACAAGCAGACAAUAGGCAACGCGUGCGGACUGAUUGGAUUACUGCACGGCGUGAGCAACGGCCCCGCUCGAUCACAAGUGCAACAGGGCAGCGAUCUGGACACAUUGAUCCAAAAGGCCAUCCCGCUCAAGCCUAUGGAUCGCGCAGAGUUGUUGGAAGAUACCGACGCGCUGGAGAGCGCGCAUCAAGAAGCUGCGUCCACGGGCGACACGGCCGCGCCGAAUGCUGAUGACUCCAUCGACCUGCAUUACGUGUGCUUUGUGAAGAGUGAGAAGACGGGGCACUUGUACGAGCUUGAUGGCAGGCGGAAAGGGCCUCUGGAUCGCGGGUCUUUGCAGCCGGACGAGGAUGUCUUGAGUGAUGCGGCGCUUGAGAAGGGGGUGCGAGCCUUCUUGAAGAGGGAGGAAGCGGCUGGCGGUGGGGAGUUGAGGUUUAGCCUGAUCGUGUUGGCCGAGGGAUUUGACUGA